This is a messenger RNA of Carica papaya (papaya), 1412 nucleotides long. The record is from RefSeq and is a predicted model, not a curated record. Lineage: Eukaryota; Viridiplantae; Streptophyta; Magnoliopsida; Brassicales; Caricaceae.
GCUGGUCUUGGCUAUGAUUGGGCCGUCAAACCAAUUUUAGCUGCUGGAGUUAGCAUCAAUUUCCGAGAUGUUUGUGGUUGGACUGCUCUUCAUUGGGCUGCAUUCUGUGGCAGGGAGCAGACAGUUGCUAUCCUUGUUUCUCUGGGUGCUGCUCCUGGAGCAUUGACAGAUCCAUCUCCGGAAUUUCCUUUGGGGAGAACACCUGCUGAUUUGGCUUCUGGGAAUGGACAUAAAGGAAUCUCUGGUUUUCUUGCGGAGUCUACUCUUACCAGUUAUCUCGAAUCCCUUACAAUGAAUGAUCCGCAGGAAGAUGGCACCUCUGAAGCUUCUGGAGCAAAAGUCGUGCAAACUGUUUUAGAGCGAACAGCAACUCCUAUAAAUGAUAGCGAUGUGCCAGAUGUACUUUCACUGAGAGAUUCACUUACUGCUGUCUGUAAUGCUACACAAGCUGCUGAUCGAAUACAUCAAGUGUUCAGGAUGCAGUCAUUCCAACGAAAGCAGUUGACUGAAUAUGGUGAUGAUGAAUUUGGUAUAUCGGAUGAGCGUGCUGUUUCACUUAUUGCUGCCAAGACACGCAAAUCUGUACAAGGUGAUGGGCGAGCUCAUGCUGCUGCAAUACAUAUCCAGAAAAAGUUUCGUGGUUGGAAGAGGAGAAAAGAAUUCCUCUUAAUUAGGCAAAGAAUUGUUAAAAUCCAGGCUCAUGUAAGGGGACACCAGGUAAGGAAACAAUAUAGAGCAAUUGUUUGGUCAGUAGGGAUUCUGGAGAAGGUUAUUCUGCGUUGGAGACGCAAAGGAAGUGGGCUACGAGGAUUUAGACGAGAUGCACUCCCUAAGAAUCCAGAUCCUGAAUGCAUAUCCCCUAAAGAGGAUGAUUAUGAUUUUCUAAAAGAAGGAAGAAAACAAACUGAGGAGAGGUUACAAAAGGCCCUUACCAGGGUGAAGUCCAUGGUUCAGUAUCCUGAAGGACGUGCACAAUACCAGCUGCUAACUGUUGUUGAAGAGUUCCGUGAAAAUAAGGCAUGUGAUAUGGCUGGGAACAGGACAGAAGAAACAGGCGAAGGUGAUGAAGAUCUUAUCGAUAUUGAUUCACUUCUGGAUGAUGACACUUUCAUGUCUAUAGCAUUUGAAUGAGCAAAUGUUGUUUGAUUUAUGUUAUGUACAUAUAUAAAUUACUUCAAUGGCAAGGGUAAAUGGGGGUUCUAACUUAAUUUUGUUUGUACAUAUAUAUACCGAACUAGCAUAGGUGAAUAAUAUCGUGUUACUGUGGGUUUGCUCCUCCAUAUUGCUAGCGAGUUGAAUCUAUAUUUUAGUGUUUCAUAUUUGGUUCCCCUUUUUGAUUGAAGGGACGUGGAGUAGUGUUUAUCUCAGAACAGUUUUUGUGGAAGAUUUAUUGGUUUGAUUGUUCUUUAGAA